This is a messenger RNA of Heteronotia binoei (common prickly gecko), 1483 nucleotides long. RefSeq names its product acyl-CoA (8-3)-desaturase-like. Bases 1 to 1350 code for a protein of 449 amino acids. Gene Ontology annotation, molecular function: oxidoreductase activity, acting on paired donors, with oxidation of a pair of donors resulting in the reduction of molecular oxygen to two molecules of water. Gene Ontology annotation, biological process: lipid metabolic process. The transcript is spliced from 12 exons. Gene Ontology annotation, cellular component: membrane. The record is from RefSeq and is a predicted model, not a curated record. Lineage: Eukaryota; Metazoa; Chordata; Lepidosauria; Squamata; Gekkonidae.
AUGUCUCCACAGUCUGGCAGCAGCUUCCUAAGGCCAGAACCUGGUUCAGGUGUCUCACAGCUUUUCACCUGGGAAGAGAUAGGACUACACUCAGGUCAGAAGAACUCCAAGCAAGAGAAAUGGCUGGUCAUCAACAGGAAAGUCUAUGACAUCAGCCAAUUCCAUUGGAGACACCCUGGGGGCACUCGUGUCAUCAGCCAUUACGCAGGACAGGAUGCCACGGAUGCCUUCACAGCUUUCCACAAGGAUGAGGACCUAGUACAGAAAUACUUGCAUUCACUACUAAUUGGAGAGCUGGCACCUGAUCAACCUAACUGUGAGCCCAUCAAAAAUGAAAUGCUGGUAAAUGACUUUCGGGAACUCUACAGCACUGUGAAAAAGAUGGGACUCCUGAAAUCCAGUAAUCUCUUCUUCGCUAUCAUAUUUCUCCAUGCUUUCCUGCUUGAUAUUGCCUCGUGGCUUACAAUCUGGUUCUUUGGAAAGUCCUGGAUACCUUUCCUUGUUGGCGUAGCACUGUUCACCAUAGCCCAGAUCCAGUAUGGAUUUUUCCAGCAUGAUCUUGGACAUAUUUCAGUCUUUCAGAAGCCCAAGUGGAAUAGACUGUUUCAUUUCAUUUUGGUAGAAGUAUUUAAGGGAGGAACAUGCAGUUGGUGGAGACACAUGCAUAACCAGCAUCAUGCCAAACCUAACUGUUUUCGCAAGGAUCCUGAUCUCAACAUGCACCCUUUCCUGUUUACCCUGGGGAAGACACUCUCUGAAGAGCUUGGGAAAAAGAAAAAGAAAUACAUGCCUUACAAAUACCAGCACACCUAUUUUACCUGCUUAGCCCCGAUGAUAUUUGUUGUCUUUAUGCAGCUGACAGUAUUCCGCUUCACAAUCCUUAGGAAAAAAUGGAUGGAGCUCAUUUUCAUUAUACUCUACAACAUCCGUGUCUGUCUCAUGUAUGUUCCUAUAAUGGGAUUUAAGAGUUUCAUGGCAUACUACUGGCUGGCCAGGUUCCUAGAAAGCAAUUGGUUUCUCUGGGUCUCACAAAUGAACCACAUUCCUAUGAAUAUUGACUAUGACAAGAAUUUAGACUGGGUCUCUGCUCAGCUUGCAGCAACAUGCAAUGUGGAUCAAUCCAUGUUCAACGAUUGGUAUACAGGGCACUUGAAUUUCCAGAUUGAGCAUCACCUUUUCCCAACAAUGCCUCGACACAAUUAUUGGAAGGUGGCUCCUCUGGUGAAAUCCCUCUGCGCCAAACAUGGGGUUCAGUACCAUUGCAAGCCCCUGCUCACUGCCUUUGCAGAUAUAUUGCGCUCUCUGAAGGAAUCAUCAGUACACUGGGAGGAUGCCUAUCUUCAUGGCUAAGAAGAGACAGGGCCUCAGGAGGAAAUCUUCUCACCAGGAAUUCAGAAUUCUCAAUUUUUCUGAGGGAGGGCAUGAGGCUGAAAGCAGCCCAGUUCCAUACUUGUAAUCUAUAUUAAAUUAUUUCAGUGUGAAA